AUGGAAAUAUCCUCGUUCCCAUUUCUCAACCCGGAAGAGAUUUCACACUUCUACACCCUGUUCCAGGAGAUGGACAAUAAUAAUAACAACUUCAACUUCGCUGGAGGACCCGACAGCAGCGGUAGUUACGGAGGAGACGGCAGCGGGAGCGGUGGUGGGUUUAACAACGGAGCGAAUAGUGGUGGUGUAAAUACGAACAGUAAGAAGCGGAACGAGAGUAAGCUGAAGAAGACGAAUGCGGUGAAGGAUAUUCUCAGCUCGCUUGUGCUAUUGGACGAGGAGGAGAAGCAGGAGCAGAAUCAGUGGGUCGUGGAGUCGCAGCACGAUAAGGCCUUGUUCGAUUCCAAUCACGAUCAGAAGGUGCGAGUUAUGAAUGAAUUCAAUUCCGAUAUGCAGACCCAUUUCUCCAAUUUGGAUAAUUUGGACCAAUCCAGGGCCAAGAGCUCCCGCCGCUCUGCUUCCGCCGCCGUCGUCGUCGCUGCCGCAUCCGCCGCGGCUGCGGUGGCGGGUUCGGGGGAUUCGGUUCAGAGUGGUGGUGCGGGAGGUGGGUCGACGAGCGCCACGCCGCCGCAGCAGCGGCGGUUGUGGGUCAAGGACAGGUCAAAGGACUGGUGGGAUCGGUGUAACCAUCCCGAUUUCCCCGAGGAGGAGUUCAAGAAGGCGUUCCGGAUGAGCAAGGCGACGUUCGACAUGAUCUGCGAGGAGCUGGAUUCCGCGGUGAUGAAGAAGAACACAAUGCUGCGGGACGCCAUCCCGGUCCGCCAGCGGGUUGCGGUGUGUAUUUGGAGGCUGGCGACAGGGGAGCCACUCCGAAUUGUGUCCAAGAAGUUCGGAUUGGGGAUAUCGACUUGCCACAAGCUGGUACUCGAGGUGUGCUCGGCGAUCAGGACGGUGUUGAUGCCCAAGUUCCUCCAAUGGCCGGACGAGGAGAAGAUGAGAGGGAUCAAAGGGGAGUAUGAAUCAAUGUCGGGGAUACCGAAUGUUGGUGGGUCAAUGUACACAACCCACAUCCCAAUCAUCGCCCCCAAGAUCAGUGUCGCUGCUUACUUCAACAAGAGGCACACCGAGAGGAAUCAGAAGACUUCGUACUCGAUCACGGUUCAAGGAGUAGUGGAUCCCAGAGGUGUGUUCACCGAUGUUUGCAUUGGCUGGCCUGGUUCGAUGCCAGAUGACCAGGUUCUGGAAAAAUCAGCACUUUACCAGAGAGCCAGCAGGGAUUUACUGAAAGAUGUUUGGAUCGUGGGGACUUGUGGCUACCCUUUGAUGGACUGGGUUCUGGUGCCCUACACUCACCAGAACCUGACAUGGCCGCAGAACGCUUUCAACGAGAAGAUUGGGGAGAUUCAAGGCGUCGCGAAAGAUGCAUUCGCCAGGCUGAAAGGGAGGUGGUCUUGCCUGCAGAAGAGAACGGAGGUGAAGCUACAAGACCUGCCUGUUGUGCUUGGGGCUUGUUGUGUGCUCCACAACAUCUGCGAGAUGAGGAACGAGGUGAUCGAGCCUGAACUCAAGUUCGAUAUUUUCGACGAUGAGAUGAUACCAGAGAACAGCCUUAGAUCAGCUGGUGCGGCUCAGGCUAGGGAUCACAUCGCUCAUAACCUCUUGCAUCAUGGCCUUGCUGGAACUUCUUUCCUAUAG
Linum tenue is the source of this 1635-nucleotide messenger RNA. The record is from the annotation of a GenBank genome assembly. NCBI's taxonomy places the organism in Eukaryota, Viridiplantae, Streptophyta, Magnoliopsida, Malpighiales, Linaceae.